UCCGGUGGGGCUGGUGAGGAGGGGCGGGGGGGAAGGUGACCCUGGGAAAGAAGAGGAGGAGUUUGCUUCUAAAGCAUGCCGGGGCUACGGGGAAGCGGAGCUUCUCUGGUUGCUUCUUUUGCUAGGCUUCGUCUCUCCCAGAUAAGGAGCUGUUCCACUGCUUCGACAUCUUUACCCUGCCCAGUGAUCGCAGCCAAGAAUCCCUUUCAAGUGGACUUAAAAGCAGGGAAGUCCUACGCUUGGUGUGCCUGUGGCCACAGCAAAAAACAGCCUUUCUGUGAUGGAUCCCAUAAAAGAGAUGCCCCAGAAAUAUCUCCUCUGAGGUUCAAACUGGAGGAAGCAAAAGAGGCCUGGCUAUGUGGCUGCAAAUGCACCAAGAACCCUCCGUAUUGCGAUGGCACUCACAAGGAAGACUUUGUGCAAAAAGCUGAUCUCCAGUCCCACCCACAGUUAUGAGGAGGGACAAAGAGAGACCAUUGCCAGACUUUGGAAAGAUGAGAGAGAAAUCAGCCAGGGGAAGGCCUUGGGCAGGCACAGUGUUCCAAAACAAUGCCCUGUACCAGCCUUAUUGUGCAGCUCCUGUUCCUUUCACUGAGUCUUGUACAGGACAGCAAGGCUCCUGGGGUCUUCCCUGAGGUUCUGAAGCCUAUGUCACUGAGGGCUUCUUGGGUCUUGGUGAGCCCUACAUGGAAGGUGCCCAGGGCAGAGAAUAUUUUUGGUAUUUCCCCAGCGUUCCAGACUUGCCUGCUUCCUCUUUCCUCUUGAAAUAAAAACCACUGGAAACCC
Hemicordylus capensis (graceful crag lizard) is the source of this 786-nucleotide messenger RNA. It is a transcript of the gene CISD3, whose product is annotated as CDGSH iron sulfur domain 3. The transcript has 3 exons. Gene Ontology annotation, cellular component: intracellular membrane-bounded organelle. Gene Ontology annotation, molecular function: 2 iron, 2 sulfur cluster binding. NCBI's taxonomy places the organism in Eukaryota, Metazoa, Chordata, Lepidosauria, Squamata, Cordylidae. The record is from RefSeq and is a predicted model, not a curated record. Bases 76 to 456 code for a protein of 126 amino acids.